Molecule: messenger RNA, 3769 nt
Organism: Pyrgilauda ruficollis (rufous-necked snowfinch)
Lineage: Eukaryota; Metazoa; Chordata; Aves; Passeriformes; Passeridae
Product: 7-alpha-hydroxycholest-4-en-3-one 12-alpha-hydroxylase
Exons: 1
Coding region: 1943-3472 (509 amino acids)
Molecular function (GO): iron ion binding; sterol 12-alpha-hydroxylase activity; heme binding
Source: RefSeq, a predicted model, not a curated record
CUUCCCAGGAGAAGAAUCCUGGGCAAGGAGAUUUUUCCAGCAAAUAUGACAGUGACAGGGAUGGCCUUGCUUCUCCUGGCUCUUACCAUCUGCCAGAUGAUUUAAAUGGGACAAUCUUGUUUUCUACCAGGAGAUACAACAGGAAGGACUGGACACCUUUAAGCUGAGUUGCUCUCUGUCAUGAUGAGCUGUGCCACGUGGAUCUGCUGAGCAGGGAAAUGUGACUCUCCAAGGGGCAGAGCCUUGGUUAGAGAUCAGUUUGAUCAUCAGCUGAUUUGAGGCAGUUUGAGCAGAGCAAAGUCCAGACCAGUGAGAAAGAGAUAAAAAGGGGGCUCAGCAGAACAGUGGUGGAGGUGUUUGCCUUCCAAGAUCUGGUUUGACGAGAUAAAAAAGAUCCAUGGGUACCACCUGUAACAUAAAUAUUGACUUUGAAACACAACAGAGUGAGAGCAUGUCCUGAACAGAAGAGCACAGAGAGCUGAUGGUCAAUCCUUAUUACCCCGUGCAGCUUAGAAGUUCAAGGCUGAGUUUGCUGAGUUUUAUUUAAAGGCAUUAUUCACCCCAAAUGCUCCUGAACCUUAAAUGGUCCCUUUCCAUCCUGAAAACCUAUUAAGUCAGGAAGUUGCCUGGAGUUGUACAAAUAAAAUUAUUAAUUUAAGAGAAAGCACUCAUCACAUUUAUUUUAUUACUACAUAAGGUUGCAUGACUGAGAAGGGCUUUGAGUUGAUCACUGCUGUUAUUUUUCUUCCCGACACUGCUACAGUGUUUUUCCAAAAUGGUAAGGUUGGGAGCUUUCCUUAAAAAAACAAAGCCAGAAUAAAUAUUUAGCUGAUGCUAUGAUGUGGCCUUCACUCCUCGGGUCAGGUCACUGGAGGGAACGUGGAAAGAGACAGCAGCUGGGAAGCUAAAAAGAUGAAGAUUGUAAUACCAAACAGAGGAAGGCUCUUGGGACUGUGGAAGACUUACGAUGGGAUGCUCUAGGGAAGAGCAAAGGUGAGGAAUGGAGGGGAGUUAAUGUCACUCUCCAUCCUGCACGAGGAGAGGCCCAAGCGCCAGUGGCUGGGACAGGCUGUGGUGGCAGUCUGGGUAGAUCAGGGUGGCAGCACCCAAAGCAGCAGUGCCAGGUGGGAUAUGGGGUCCCUGGCAUUGUCCCCAAACCCCAUCUGGGACAGGUAACAGGGGAGUUUGAGAAGCAGAAGGGAAAGUGGGUGGAGCAGAAGUGCUGUGGUCCCCGUGGGCACUGCUCCCCAGCCGGGGGCUGGAUGGAGCAUCUGGAAACUCCGGACUCUUCUGGUGCCAAGCAAAUGCAGUGGCUCAAGCUCUCCUCACUCGUGGGGCAGCUCAGCUGCUUUGCUUUGCACUCAGACAGAGCAGCAGCACUUGCACUGUUCAGUGGCAAAGCAUUGUCCCAGCACUCCUGGGACACCAUGUGCUGUGGAGAACACCAAAAUGUCAGAGACUUUUCCUUCUCUUGGCUUUUGAGACCAAAUCAGUUCAGCUGUGACCCCCUUCCCUCGGUCCUGUGCUCAUUUCCAGUAGCAUUUCCAGCAUCCACUCUUGGUUUCAUUUUUUCAGUGAGUGUCCAUUGCCUGGUCUUAAAGGCAGAAAUCGCAGAGUGGGAUUCUCUGAACAUUUUCCUUACAAAAUCUGUGCUCCAUACAGACUAGAGAAGGGAAUUUGCUUCAUGCCAAAACCCAUCCCCCUAACACAGCAUGGAUACUCCAACAGGAUUCCGACAUACCUUCCACCUUAAAAAUCUCUGUUCAUCCAGGGACAAGUUCACCCCGGAGCAGAGCACUCGGCAGGGGCAAGGCAAACACAGCCAAUGAGGACAGAGGCUGUCAGCUCUGUAUCUGCCUAUCAGCUGCUGGGUGAGGAUAAAAUGCACAUUCCCAGCCCAACCUGCCUUUAAUCCCAGCUCCUGGACAGGCACAGAACUCUCAUGGUGCUCUGGGUGGUUCUCCUCUGUACCUUGGUGUCAUCACUGCUCGGUGGGCUCUAUGUCCUGGGAGUGUUUCGGAGACAGAGACCCAAUGAGCCGCCCCUGGACAAAGGUACCAUUCCCUGGCUGGGCUAUCUGCUGGAAUUCAGAAAGGACAGCUCAAAGUUUCUCAAAAGGAUGCAGAGCAAACACGGGGAUAUUUUCACGGUGCUGAUCGGUGGCUACUACUUCACCUUUGUGAUGGAUCCCUUCUCCUUUGGCACCAUUGUGAAGGAAUCGCGAUCUAAACUGGACUUUAGGACUAGUGCAACUCAGCUGGUGGUGCAGGUUUUUGGCUACAAGCCCAUCGAAGCCACUCAUAACAUAGUUCAUACAUCAAGCACAAAGCACCUGAUGGGAGAUGGCCUCACUGUCCUCACACAAGCCACCAUGGAGAGCUUUCGGAAGCUGCUGCUUUUCAACCUGAGCUCAGGAGAGAAGAGAGCGUGGCAGGAGGAAAACCUCUUCCACUACUGCUACAACAUUGUCUUCAGAGCUGGGUAUCUGGCUCUGUAUGGCACCGAGCCACCCCGAGGGGCAGGGAACAAGGAAAAAGCUGAAGAGCAGGAUCGCCUCCACUCCAACCAGCUCUUCCAGGAGUUUCGUAAGUACGACCGCCUUUUCCCUGGCCUGGCCUUUGCUCUGCUGCCUCCCAAGGACAAAAGAGAGGCUGAGCGGCUGAAGAGACUCUUCUGGAACAUGCUGUCUGUGAGGAAGGUCUGGCAGAAGGACAAUAUCAGUGGCUGGAUAAGUGAUCAAGAGAAACUUCUGGCAGAAAACGGUGUCCCCGAGUACAUGCGGGACCGUUUCAUGUUCAUGCUCCUCUGGGCAUCCCAAGGCAACACGGGCCCGACUGCCUUCUGGCUCCUCUUGCAUCUGCUGAAGCAUCCAGAGGCUCUGAAGGCUGUGAGAGAUGAGGUGGAUAAAGUCUUGAGGGAGAGUGGGCAGGAAGUAAAGGCAGGGAGCCCCCCAGUUACUGUCACUAGGGACAUGCUGAACCAGACUCCUCUGCUGGACAGUGCUCUGGAGGAGACCCUGAGGCUGGUGGCAGCCCCAAUGCUGGUCAGAGCUGUCCUCGAGGACACCUCCCUGAGGACAAGCAGUGGGACAGAGCUCACCCUCCGCAAGGGGGACAGGGUGGCUCUGUUCCCACACAUCUCCUUGCAGAUGAACCCAGAAAUCCACGAGGAGCCUGACAAAUUUAAGUACGACCGUUUUGUAAACCCAGAUGGCACCAGGAAAGAUUUCUACAGAAACGGGAAGAAGCUGAAAUUUGUCAGCAUGCCUUGGGGAGCAGGAGUUUCCACCUGUCCCGGGCGCUUCUUUGCUAGUGCUGAAAUGAAAUUGUUUGUGUUCUUGAUGCUGAGUCACUUUGACCUGGAGCUGGUCAAUGAGGAGGAGGAGAUCCCAGCCAUAGACAUCAGCCGCUGGGGAUUCGGGACAAUGCAGCCCGUCCGCGACGUUCGGUUCAGAUACCGGCCAUGCUUCUAACCAGGGGAGUCCUGUGGUGUUGUUUGUUCUGGUGUCACCUAUGGGACAAAUUGUCUGAUCCCGUGGUUAUCAGAUCUGUGCAGUGUCAGCGCUGAUAUGAUCUUGUUUGCUUAAUGUUUGUCAUGGCUUUUGUUGUUACCUCCUCCUCGUGCGCCAUCCCAGGGGCCAUCAGCCCAUUGAAAGCCAGGAGGAGCACAGGGUCGGAUGGGCAAGUGGGAACUCAAAUUCAGGGCUUCCAAGGAACAAGGGUUUUGUCCAGGUUCCUCCCAGGGCUGUGCCAGCAGAGCAUCUGCCCCA